AUGACCCAUGUUGGGACGACGCAAUUGAAACGGGCAGCCCGCGUAAUACUUGUUGGCGCCCCAGGAGUAGGAAAGGGCACCCAAGCGGAACGCCUUAUGAAGCGAUUCCCUCAACUUACUGCCGUUAGCUCUGGGGAUUUGCUAAGAAAUGCUGUUAACAAACGGUCGCCAUUGGGACAAGAAGCCCAAUCUCACAUGAAGUCGGGUUCGCUGGUUCCGGACAACAUGAUCCUCCAGCUCAUCCUCUCCGAGCUCCAGGCGAAGGACUGGGUCUCCUCCGAAUCUUCAGUCUCCGACUCAGAACCUGCUAGACCGUCCGACUCUCCGUCAGCUUCAUUCAUUCUUGAUGGGUUUCCACGAACGUCUCUACAAGCAUCUCGACUUGAUACAUUGAUCCCGGUCAACCUCGUGGUGUCACUCAUCACCCCAAUCAACAUCAUAAUUGGACGCAUUGCAGACCGUUGGGUCCACGCGCCCAGUGGAAGAGUCUACAAUACUGGGUUCAAUAAACCAAAAUUAGAAGGCAAAGAUGAUAUCACUGGUGAGCCUUUGACCAGACGGGAAGAUGACAAUGAAGAUACUUGGAAAACGCGCUUGAAGAAAUUCGGCGAGACGAGCGAACCAUUACUGGAGCAUUACGACAAGAAGGGGCUGCUGUGGACAGUCCAAGGCAAUAGUAGCGACGAAAUAAGUCCAAAGCUCUUCACGGAAUUUGAGGAUAGAUUUUGUUGCUAA
Molecule: messenger RNA, 735 nt
Organism: Bacidia gigantensis
Lineage: Eukaryota; Fungi; Ascomycota; Lecanoromycetes; Lecanorales; Ramalinaceae
Exons: 2
Coding region: 1-735 (244 amino acids)
Biological process (GO): nucleobase-containing compound metabolic process
Cellular component (GO): mitochondrion; cytoplasm
Molecular function (GO): AMP kinase activity; ATP binding
Source: RefSeq, a predicted model, not a curated record